AUGGAUCUGCUCCCUCUGUGUCCUGUAUCACACACCCCGCAGGCUGCACAGUGUAACACAUGGCGGCCUGCACUCCAUAAUUAUUGACAGGUUUGAUGGACUCAGUGAGUGGAAAGUAUGGGGAAAUUGGAGUUUCAGUUGUCUGCCCCCCGGCUCAUGACUGUAAUGGAAAGAUUAAAAGCAACGGUCACAUCAGUGCCAAAAUACAACCCUCCCUGUUUACUCUCACGCCUCCUUUUUUACUUUCUCCAACACUUUAACUCGAUUACAGAGGAUUCACUUAUUUAAAGACUCUGCAGUUUAUUUUUGGAUCACCCAAGAAUAACACGACUACAACAGCCGCUCCUGAGCCUGCAGAGGAUCCAGUGGGGCAGAGAGAGGCUCUCCUGCACAGCUCCAGCAUGUCUCUCAGGCUCCUGCCGGCCAUCAUCAUGGACAAUGAUGAGGACGAUGAUGGGAACUUCACCAAGUGGAUGAGCAGUUACUGGGGACACGGUUCAGAGUCUGGACACUCCAGAGACAGGAAACGCAGCUUCAGAAGACCAGGAAAAACGCACGCUGACAGGAGAGCAUCACUGCCCACUGUGACACAGUUAGACGCCAUGAAGUUAAACCGGCUCCACGCAGCUACAAUGGCCCCCAGCCCGAGCCACGUCAAAACCAGGGAGGAGAAGGGGGAGGUCCGGCCCCACCAGAGGGCUCGACGCGCCUCCUCAGACGACAACAGCCGGGGGAAGUCGGCCUUCCAGGAGAUGCGCAUCGGUACCAUCCCAGAACUCACAGAGUCCUUCGAGAGGAGACUGUUCCUCAGAGAUAAGAGGACCACAUCCCAGAAUGAUGAAGAAAAGCUGUGCCUGAUCUGUCACGAAGACGUGAGGAUGAGUGGAGGAGGAGUUCACGAGCUGCACUGUACACACCGUUUGCACAAAGAGACAGCCCGUAGGUCAGAGCAGAGUCGGCCUGGCAGCAGCGGGGAAGCAGCGGCAUGUCAGGGGAGGAGACCCUCGAAUGAGAGGCGGAAGUCUGCGGAUGGACCCAUCUCCAUGGAGAAGGAGCAGCACACACCCCGCCGUCAGCUCUCCCUGAGGAGACACCGCUGACUUUCUCUGUGG
Molecule: messenger RNA, 1112 nt
Organism: Notolabrus celidotus (New Zealand spotty)
Lineage: Eukaryota; Metazoa; Chordata; Actinopteri; Labriformes; Labridae
Gene: lnp1
Product: leukemia NUP98 fusion partner 1
Exons: 5
Coding region: 402-1100 (232 amino acids)
Source: RefSeq, a predicted model, not a curated record